AUGCUGAAAAUCAAUUCGACAAGAAUUUGUCGAGUGCUUCAGCAGAAUUUCGCCAACGAAUGUGCCACGCAGCCGUCUUCUUCAGACAGUACUCGCUAAAAUACACCUCCUCGUAAUUUGAAUGGAAUUUUUAGGUUCGAAGUCAGUGACGAUUCUUCCGUACGUCGAGUUCAUCAAAUCGAAAUGGCCUGAAAAGCUGGAAUUGAUGAACAAACAAGUCGACGAGCUGAACAAGCAGAUGGAACAGUGCGGAAAUGUUAGAAUUCAAUAUUUAAAAAACUUUCAAAAAAUAUAUCAUUUCAGAAUUGCAAAGUGUCCAGCUUCAUUCGAGAUCUGAAUUCGUUUAUUCUCAACAAAAAUGCGGCGGAAUUGAUGCCCGUCGGCUCGAUGGUCACCAAAUUCGUCAACAAACAAUCCGACUUUGAUUACGUCUUCUUCCCGAAGAAAGAGGAGCAACGACGUCGUUUUCUACGUGAUUUUCAUCAGAAUCCAAGCUUUAAACAGUAAGAAAUUUAUGCAAUCUUCACAAUCACUGUCUUAAAUUCUUAAAUGAAUUUUUCAGAAAUUUUAUGUCCGUUUUCGCGAAGUUGAUCGCCCGGGAAAGUGAAAAACUCGGCGAGCCGGUGGCCGAUAUCGUAGAGUUGCCGAGGAUGAGAGUGCCCCUUUUGAUUGUUCGCUACACCUCCGGGCUCAGCAUCGAUAUUCAGUUUCCCGAGGAGAAUUAUCAUGCGAUAAGGAACACGCAUCUGAUGAGAACGUACAAACAGGUGAAUUGAAUUGCAUCAUCUGUAUUCAAGCUCACUUUUCUCCUAUUUCAGUGCGAUGUUCGCUUCAAACUGUUAUUUCUGUGGUUGCGAGAGAUUUGCGACAAGCUGGAAGUGCGGAACAGCAAGUACGGACUGCUUUCUUCCUACCACCUCUUGCUGCUCGUCGUUCAUUUUCUCCAAAGUGAACAGGCGCUCAGUCCGUGGCCCGUUCUCCCUGUUCUUUCGAAAACUCACACCGCACUCGUUACGAGGGACAUUCCGAUUUAUCAAGUGGCCGAGAUGAUCAAGCGAGAUCCUCCCGAGAUGGAUUGGAAGUCGCACAACAAAAUGGCGAUCAGCGAACUGAUCCUUCGAUUCGUCGACUAUUACUAUCAUUUUAAUGCGGCGAAAGAGGCGAUUUACAUCGAUAAGGGGCUCGCGCUGAAGCGGAAACAAGUGUUCGGGGACGUCCGUCUGCAACUCAUCGAUCCGUACUCGCCAAACUCGGUCUGUCGGUCCCCGCACGCCACCUCCGCAUUCUUCGCCGCCGUGCACUUUAUGAGGAAGCAGUUCAAGAACGGCCAGAUGCUGAGCAGUCUUCCCAAUGUUCCAGAAGCUUCCGUCUUUCUUCGAGAAACCCAUUUCUCGAGUUGGAGGACACAAAUGAACGACAAAAUUGUUUUAUAG
Molecule: messenger RNA, 1433 nt
Organism: Caenorhabditis sp. 36 PRJEB53466
Lineage: Eukaryota; Metazoa; Nematoda; Chromadorea; Rhabditida; Rhabditidae
Source: the annotation of a GenBank genome assembly